AUAUAUUCAUAUAGUAAAGUCGGGCAAUAAUGCGACCAGUUCUGUUCCAAUUUUACAUCAUGGAAACCAUUUUAAACAUCGUUGUGAUGUACACGCACGUAAAAGGAUUUCUAGUGAAACCUUUGGAUUUUCUGCCAGUUUUGACACAGGUGAAUCACUAUUUCUAUUUCGUAUCCUACUACACCUUCACGGUGCUGACCAUAUUCGCAAGCAUCAACAUCUGCACAGGCAACACGUUUUCCAAAUACGAGGAAAUCGGCCGAUCAAUUUCCGGAUUCUUAGUGUAUAUUAUUGCAUCGCUGUUGACGCUGCAGAAUGCGGAGAAUGAUUUCCAUUUAAUGUACAUAAUGGGUGCCGGAAAUUUGGGUGUGGAGAAGGCAGUGCAUCCCUUUUUCCGGUAUAUGCGUUAUCAGGCGCUAGGAUCUCUCACCUGCGGCGUUGUUUAUUUGAUGCACGGCAUCAUGGUCAUUGAUGUAACGCUGUCCCAGGACGAGGAACCGAAUGCCGAUGAUAAUGAUGAGGCCAGCGAUAACCGAGAUGAUUAUGACUUUGUACCCGUUCGUCUAUAUGUGUUAGGCGGACUUGUGCAAUCCAAGUUGGAACAGCAUGAUUGGUUCAAUGAAUUUUCCAAAGGCAAAUUGCUAACCAUUUAAAUGCUUUUCACUUAACGCUCCUCUGUGUAACUUUGUAUAGUAAAUUUUUGACCGUAUGACGUCAGUGACGUAGAUAGGACGGGGGAGCGCAACAGUUUUUAUCAGUGGAGUGGAGUGGAGUGGAGUGAGGGGUGCUGCCAUGCAAAAAGCCAGAUUGUGACGACAAUGUGGCACAUACAUAGAUAAACAGCUGGAUGGCAUGAAGGGCGCAUGUGCCGGCAAGUCGAGUGCAGAAAAUCAGAAAAUCAAUAAAUUAUGGGCUAAGGCCAGUCAAGAGCAAGGCGAAACUUUGUUGGCCCUGCCUGGCAUCGCACACAAAAAAACUUUUCCAUGCAAGUUUCGCCUGGACGGGGUGGGUUGGGAGAGAGCAGUGAGAGCUGAGUUAGUCGCAAGCUCUUUUCAUUCAUAAAACUGCGCGUUCACUUUCCGUUUUUCUAUGCCUUACUCAAGGCUAUUUUUAACGCACACCGGCCGGCCGGAAAUUGGUUUUGGAGACAGCUUUUUUGGCGCAGCCAGCCAUGGAAAAACUUUCGCAAAAGGAACAAUUUUCAUGGAAAACUAUGAGCUCUGCCAAUCAUUUGGCGGAGCAAUCUGUUCUUAAUUGCUUACACAUAUUACACUUAUUAUAUUUUUAUAAAAACAUUUGUUUUUUUUUCAUUUCUUCUUUUAUUCAAAACUAGAAUAGUUAAUUUUGGGAUCAGCUAAAUUG
Messenger RNA from Drosophila grimshawi, 1362 nucleotides. RefSeq lists its product as uncharacterized. The transcript has a single exon. The coding region runs from base 30 to 653 and encodes 207 amino acids. NCBI's taxonomy places the organism in Eukaryota, Metazoa, Arthropoda, Insecta, Diptera, Drosophilidae. The record is from RefSeq and is a predicted model, not a curated record.